This is a messenger RNA of Nymphaea colorata (pocket water lily), 1886 nucleotides long. Its product is annotated as 3-oxoacyl-[acyl-carrier-protein] synthase III, chloroplastic. The record is from RefSeq and is a predicted model, not a curated record. Gene Ontology annotation, molecular function: 3-oxoacyl-[acyl-carrier-protein] synthase activity. The transcript is spliced from 11 exons. Gene Ontology annotation, cellular component: chloroplast. NCBI's taxonomy places the organism in Eukaryota, Viridiplantae, Streptophyta, Magnoliopsida, Nymphaeales, Nymphaeaceae. Gene Ontology annotation, biological process: fatty acid biosynthetic process. The coding region runs from base 459 to 1625 and encodes 388 amino acids.
GUCCCGCCUAUCCCGCGCGAGACAAGAGCGCAGAUUUGUUUUUCUUCCCUGGGAAAAAGUCGGGCCUCGGAACUCGGAAGUUCUGAGCGCAGACCGAUUUUCUGCUGGCUUAGGGCAGCAGCUCGCCCUCCGUUUCUCGCCUCUGUCCCUCCGUUCAAUUCGUCGCCCUCUCCCUGUGCUCAACAAACGCCGGCCAACCCUACUGCUGAAGGCCACCCGCGCCGACAUUGACAGCCACCUGCAGCCCGAAGCAUCCCUCACCGGCCGAACGCAGCGCCGCAUCUCUGAGGGGAAUCCCAUUUCUAAAGGGAUCUGGUUUCUCUCGCUCUCUCUCCUCCCCACCACCCUGAAACUUAGUUUGUUUGAUUAACGGCUGUAAGUGGGGGUUGUCCUUUAAUCUUGUACUCUCUCUUUUUCCUUCUCCACUUCCGGGCGGAUUAACCAAGGUUCCAGUUGAAAUGGCGAGUGCCUCUCACCUUUUCUCCCCUUCUUCAAUGGGGAUGUCUGGAUCUGGUCGUUGUUGGGGGAGGAGGAGGAACAGACUUAUUGGCCUCAGAUGCAGCAUGCUCGAGGAGCACUCCGCCGUGGGAUCCUCAUCUUCACCGAAGCCUCGUUUCCCAAGAGUUGUAGGGAAGGGUUCUAAACUAAUUGGCUGCGGUUCAGCUGUGCCUAAACUCAGCAUUUCAAAUGAUGAUCUUGCUGAAAUUGUUGAAACAUCAGAUGAAUGGAUAUCUGUUCGUACAGGAAUUCGCAAACGGAGGAUCCUUUCAGGGGAUGAGACAUUGACGGACUUGGCAGCUGAGGCCGCAAGGAAAGCUCUUGACAUGGCCAAAGUUGAAGCACUUGACGUGGACUUAAUUUUGAUGUGCACAUCUACUCCUGAUGAUCUUUUUGGAACUGGCCCUCAGGUCCAAAGAGAACUUGGUUGCAAGCACGCACUUGCCUUUGAUAUAACAGCUGCAUGCAGUGGGUUCGUGUUGGGCCUUGUAACAGCAACCCGCUAUAUUAAAGGAGGUGGGUUUCAGAAUGUUUUAGUAAUUGGAGCAGAUGCACUUUCCCGCUAUGUGGAUUGGAGUGAUAGAGGUACCUGUAUUCUUUUCGGUGAUGCUGCAGGUGCUAUGUUAGUGCAGGCAAGCCAAGAAGAUGAGGAUGGGUUGCUUGGAUUUGAUUUACGCACUGAUGGUCAGGGGCACAGGCAUCUGCAUGCUACCGUCAAGGCUGACAGUUCAAAGCAGAAUGGGGCAGCAUUUGUCCCACCUAAACCAUCCUCCUAUUCAUGUAUCCAGAUGAAUGGGAAAGAAGUUUUCCGUUUUGCUGUUCGUUGUGUACCAGAGGUGAUAGAAGCAGCUCUCAGUGAUGCUGGUCUCUCUUCAGCGGACCUGAACUGGUUAUUGCUUCAUCAGGCAAACCAAAGGAUAAUUGAUGCUGUUGCAACGCGCUUGCAAAUUCAAACGGGGAGGGUCUUAUCAAAUCUGUCCAACUAUGGGAACACCAGUGCAGCUUCCAUUCCUUUGGCCUUGGAUGAAGCCAUUCGUGGUGGACAGGUGCAGCAAGGGGAUGUCAUUGCUACUGCCGGCUUUGGAGCAGGGUUAACGUGGGGCGCUGCAAUUGUGAAGUGGGGUUGAAAUUCUGAAGACCAUACUAGAUAUGCAGCGUCAAAAUAUUCAUUAACCCUGUGAGGCAUUUGGGUUAUUCUUGUUGAAUAUUUUUGGGCUAUACUAGGCGCUUUGGCAAUUAAUUCCUUAUAUUCAUAAACAUUGUAUUUCUUUCUUUAAUCACAGCUUUGAGCUGCUCAUUUGUUUUCUGUCUUGGUAAAGAACCGCAGAAGUUCCCUUUGUAUUAUUUUAUCAAGCUAAUGGGUAUCUGAUGAAGUGCACUUCAUUUUC